This is a messenger RNA of Drosophila guanche, 1638 nucleotides long. RefSeq lists its product as uncharacterized. The coding region runs from base 985 to 1599 and encodes 204 amino acids. Lineage: Eukaryota; Metazoa; Arthropoda; Insecta; Diptera; Drosophilidae. The record is from RefSeq and is a predicted model, not a curated record. The transcript is spliced from 3 exons.
AUACCUAUCGAUGUUUCCGUCUACCAUAGCAGCAGCGGAUCGCCUUUAAAUUCAGCAAGUUGUUCUAUGUGCACUCAGAAAUUAAGCGUAAAAAAGGAGAUCAGCGGCGCAUAAUAACCUGGAAGCUAGCGCGAAUGCGACUUGGACUCUUUCAACAUCUUGGUUAGGUCUGCUAAAGAUCAGAAAUUGGUGCACAGCCAACAGCACCCAUCGACGACUCUGCGCACUGGAAAUGCACUAAAGAAAGUCCAAGAAGCAGACACAAGCAUUCUCCCUUUUAUAUAGACAGCAAAUGUUGAUAUUAUGUGCAGCUUUUGAUGGGAUAGAAGCAGCAUAAACGCAAUAAGCAAAAUGAAUGAACAAUCUUUUGGUAAUGUGGCUGAGGCUGUUGUAGAGGAGAAAGACAACGCAAACAACGCAGUCGGUGCCAAAGUGUGGACGUCGCUUACGCAGGAUUGCUGGAGAGUUUUAAUGGAUUAUCUGAAUGUAAAAGACCAGCUAAGGCUCGCUUCCUCAAACCUGUUUAUUGGAGAAGUGUUCAAGAGAUACGCCUGCCAUCGGUACAAACGUACUGAUAUAUCUCUCACGGGUUUGCUUAGCGAGGAAUAAGUGAACUAUUGCAGGUCGUUGGCGAGAAUCUGGUUAGCUAUGAGUCCGAAUAUCCGAAAAUCUAUGUGGAGGUGAGUCUCCUGCGGAACCACUGCCCAAACCUCCAAAACCUAAAAUUGAAUUACCACCUCUCUGGCCAGGAUGGCUCUAUUUAAGAAAAUUAAAGAAGCUCAAAUCUUUGGACGUUAGUCUGGUUCUUAUGUAUGACGACGAGGAUGACGAGGAAUUCUGUGCAGAUUUCGUUGACAAACUGAAGCAAUUUCCGUAUCUAAAGGAACUAAAGUUGAAGGCACAAUACAGCGGAACAGAAUCAACUGGAAUCUCUGGAGCUAGACAUCAAAAUCAAGUCUUCGCAGUUUUCGAUUUGGAUACGAUAUGGAAUACUUCACCAAAGACAAUAUCGAAAUGAUGGUUAAGCACUGUCAGCAGCUGGAACGUCUGUCCUUUAAUGUAGAGAAUCUCUACUUAACGGUGCCCUAUGACCUGAUCUGUCUGUUGCCCAGACUGAAACAUUUGGAGCUGUGGCAUGACGGUUCUAUAAGCGACUCGCUAAUCGAAGGGUUGAUCAACAAAAAGGGUUCUCCUCUGGAAAGUCUUAUCAUAGGCAGUGGUGGUUUGUUCGAGGAUCAGGUUAAGCAUAUUUGCAAUAUUUCAACCUUCUUCAACCUGAAGAACCUUCUAUACCUUCACAUACACAUGCCAGUUACGAAUGACCAGGCUAUGGACCUCCUAAAAGGGCUUCCGCGCCUGGAAGUUCUCAACUUACGAAAUAAUGAAAUGAUAGACCAUGACAACUUAGUGAAUAGUGUUCGAACCUGGAUGAGCGAACAGAGGGAGCAGCGCGGGAAGAUUAAAAUCUAUCUACAAAAUUCACCAAAAUACUUGCUUGAAAAUAAUUGUGAUGAUAUUGAACCGUUGAUUGAAAUCAUUAACGGCUUAUCUCUAAGAGAUCCCAUAUUAAUGAGUAAAAAACUUAGUGAACGAGUUUAGAAAUAAUAAAUCUACCCAUCCAGAUUUUCGUAAUUGUUG